Bacillus rossius redtenbacheri is the source of this 1573-nucleotide messenger RNA. RefSeq names its product queuine tRNA-ribosyltransferase accessory subunit 2. Gene Ontology annotation, molecular function: tRNA-guanosine(34) queuine transglycosylase activity. NCBI's taxonomy places the organism in Eukaryota, Metazoa, Arthropoda, Insecta, Phasmatodea, Bacillidae. The record is from RefSeq and is a predicted model, not a curated record. Bases 264 to 1538 code for a protein of 424 amino acids. The transcript is spliced from 9 exons.
ACUUGAUACUGAAACAAAUCGUAGAUCGGAUGGCACAUUUCUGGAGCAAAAGUUCAAUUUUACUUUGCGUACUGUUCUGUGGAUUAUCCGAAUGAUAAAAAAAAAGAAGUAAACACGUGCGUGCAGACUGCGAAUAUUGUUUAUAUACAAUGUCAAAAUUGACCAUGCUGUUUUAAGUAGCUAAUCUAGUGUCAUUGUGCUUGUUUGGCAUAUUUAUUGAAUUGUGACGUACCGUUUAUGAAUAUAUGACCUGCUAAACAAACAUGAAGUUUACCGUUCAGUAUAUUAGUGGGAAAUGCUUGGCACGUUUAGGGUGCAUUACGGAAAUUGAAAGAUUACCGGGAGAGAUAUUCGAAACACCUUUAUUAUUUCUUCAUUCGAAGGGUGGCAGUUUACCGCACCUGACCUACGAGGUGGUGAAACUGCUGACUAAGGAGACGCUGUGUUUGCAAGUGCCUCUCUCGAGCACAUUGCAUUUCCAACGAGCUGUCAAGGAGUUCAGCAAGGGAAUAGCCGAGUUCGCAGGCUUGAAGGAAUUCCUGAUGUACUGCACAGUGCAGGACUCUGCAGUUGCCACGCCUGCAGGGUACAACGAGAAGGACUUUGUGUCAGUUUGGGCGCGGAGUGGCAAGACGCAGAUCAGCGCUGAAAGAUACAUGGACGUGAUGGAGGCUUUCAAACCGGACAUGUACCAGGCCCUGUGUGACGGGGACACCAACGAAAACAGCAGUAAGAAAAGAGUGACUAAAGCACUCAGUAGAUCGUCACUGUUGUUCGAUGAAUGCUUCAGGCGACACUGUAACUCUGAGGUGCUGAAAGGGCGAGCCCUGCUGGGCGUGGUCCAGGGAGGCUACAACCUGCACCUGAGGGAAGGCUCCGCCCGGGAGCUGGCCCAGCGCGACGUGGCGGGCUUCGUCAUCGACGGCCUCCACAACAACGGGCCCGACGCGGAGGCGCUCCCGUACGACAAGGUCCGGCCGGUCGUCCGGGAGACCAUCAAGCACUUGCCGGGGAGCAAGUUCCGCAUCGUUCACGGCUGCUGGAGCCCGGGGGUGGUGCUGGGCCUGGUGCAAGAAGGCGUCGAUGCGUUCGACGGCUCCUACCCCUUCCUGGUCACGGAGAGAGGCUCCGCGCUGACGUUCAAGCACAGAGCCCGCCCGAGCAGUCCGGUGUGCCCGGCAGAGACAGGAGGAAGGGAAAGAGUAGAGAAGGAAGAAAAUACCAACAGCUCGCCCACCCAGUUAAAGUCCCCGCAGAGAAAAGGAGCUGUUGACACCAAGUAUGAGAUACCAUUAAAAGAAGAAAGGUUCGCAGACGACUUCAGGCCGAUCUGCAGCGACUGCAGCUGCCUGACGUGCAGGAAGCACACCCGUGCCUACAUCUGCCACUUGCUGAACGUCAACGAGCUGCUGGGACCCGUCCUGCUGAUGAUUCACAACACACAUCACUACCUAGAGUUCUUCAAGAGUAUUCGUACUGCAAUACGCAGUGACUCGCUCCAAGAGCUUCAGGUAAUGGUACAGCAACACUCAAGAUGAAACCAUCUUCCCAUGUGAAUAAAACUUCACAUAUU